This is a messenger RNA of Lichtheimia ornata, 924 nucleotides long. RefSeq lists its product as uncharacterized. Lineage: Eukaryota; Fungi; Mucoromycota; Mucoromycetes; Mucorales; Lichtheimiaceae. The record is from RefSeq and is a predicted model, not a curated record. Gene Ontology annotation, molecular function: 1-acylglycerol-3-phosphate O-acyltransferase activity. Gene Ontology annotation, cellular component: endoplasmic reticulum; membrane. The transcript is spliced from 4 exons. Bases 1 to 924 code for a protein of 307 amino acids. Gene Ontology annotation, biological process: phosphatidic acid biosynthetic process.
AUGCCACCGUGUUCUUUUCUUGUUUCAGGCACAGCAUUGACUCGACGAGUGCAUUGGGCAGUUUGGGCGGUUAUGCCUACGGUUCUCUCGGCUCUUUACCGGAAACGAGGAGGAUUCUAUUAUCGUACAACGGCAUCGUUGGUGUGCAUGGCAGCUAUUGCGUUAUAUGGCGUAUUGGCUUCACUCACUUUACCCUUGGUCGGCAAAGCACAUCUCAUCAAUUGGUCGGUGGCACGUCUUUAUUAUCACAUUGCAGGCUUUUUCACUGGUAUGUCAGCGACCAUUGAAGGCAAGGAACACAUCCGCCCUGAACGACCCAGUGUCUACGUAUGCAAUCACCAAACGAGUAUGGAUGUCUUGUUCAUGGCAAGCGUGUUCCCCAAGGCAACUGCUGUGGUGGCCAAAAAGUCCAUCAAAUAUUACCCUUUCCUUGGAUGGUACAUGACUUUGAGUCGUGCCAUCUUUUUGGAUCGAAAGAACCGCAACAAUGCUAUCAAAGAAGCGCGUCAUGCAGCUGAAAACAUCCACAAGAAAAAGACCAGCGUAUUUCUGUUCCCUGAAGGUACCCGUGGCCACGCAUCAAAGCUUGAUCUUUUACCAUUCAAAAAGGGUGCAUUCUACAUGGCUGUCCAAGCACGUGUGCCCGUUGUCCCUAUUGUGAUUGCCAACUACAACCAUUUAUACGAUUCAGCAGCUAAACGUUUUCAACCAGGCAAUGUUAGGAUCAAAGUGUUGCCUCCCGUCGACACCACCAAUGUACAAGAAGACUCCGAAUCAGUGGAUGCCCUUGCCAACAAUGUCCGAGACAUGAUGCUCACCACACUCAAAGAGAUUUCUAUACCUCCUCCAUCAUCACUACCAUCUUCAUCAUCAUCACCAUCUUCAUUACCAUCUUCAUCUGACGAAUCAAGGAAAUCACAAUGA